Messenger RNA from Ruditapes philippinarum (Manila clam), 2957 nucleotides. Its product is annotated as cytosolic Fe-S cluster assembly factor narfl-like. The transcript is spliced from 10 exons. Bases 16 to 2667 code for a protein of 883 amino acids. The record is from RefSeq and is a predicted model, not a curated record. Lineage: Eukaryota; Metazoa; Mollusca; Bivalvia; Venerida; Veneridae. Gene Ontology annotation, biological process: iron-sulfur cluster assembly; peptide metabolic process. Gene Ontology annotation, molecular function: protein binding; 4 iron, 4 sulfur cluster binding; catalytic activity. Gene Ontology annotation, cellular component: membrane; cytosolic [4Fe-4S] assembly targeting complex.
GAAAGGUAUCAAGAUAUGAAUGUUUUCAUGAUGAAACAAAGCAAAGUAUUGUUGUUGUUGCCAUUAGUUUUGUUGUUUAUAUCAAGAAGUUGUCUUUGCGUAGAUCAUGGAUUAGAUCUCAAUUUUGUGUCUAAGGUUGGAAACUUAGAUAUAGGGCAAGUGGGAGGUCUAGCUGUGAAUGAAGAUGGUGAGAUACAUAUAUUUCACCGCGGUGAAAAUAUCUGGAAUGCAUUCUCGUUUGAUUCUAUGCAUGUAUAUACAUUACAAUAUUUCCCGAUUGAGGUGGACACUGUUGCCAUUCUGUAUAAGAAUGGUACGUUAAAACGGUCAUUUGGGAAUAAUACAUAUUACUUGCCCCACGGUUUGACGCUCGAUUUGGAGGGUAAUAUGUGGUUGACUGAUGUCGCCCUGCAUCAAGUAUUCCGGAUACCUAAAGGAGGUGAAUUUCCGGAUCUUACAUUAGGAUACAGGUUUGAACCUGGAUCAGAUUCUGAGCACUUCUGUAAACCAACUGAUGUUGCGGUGCUGUCGACAGGAGAGUUUUUUGUAGCAGAUGGAUAUUGUAACAGCCGUAUAAUAAAGUUUGACAAAUACGGUUAUUUCAUUAAGCAGUGGGGAUCGAAAAGUGUUUACAGAAAUUCCGAUGGUUUCCCCCCAGCGGGUACUUUCAACUUUCCGCAUGGUUUAACAUUGGCUGAAGACAAACGCUUGCUUUGUGUUGCAGACCGUCAAAAUGGUAGAAUUCAGUGUUUCGAUUUGGAAGGAAAUUUCGUGAGACAAAUGCAUCCGAAACCAUUUGGGCAAGCUGUAUAUGCUAUUGAAUAUAGUAUGAGCCAUGGAGGUGUAAUAUUUGCAGUAAAUGGGCCACAAGAUGGUCCGUACGCUGCUAAAACUAAAGGAUUUACUCUAAGCAUUGACACCGGUGAGCUACUCUCAACUUGGAAUAUUCCAGAACCAGGCUUAAAUCAUCCACAUGAUAUUGCUGUAGAUGAGACAAGACAUUUUGUCUAUGUUGGUGAACUUAACCCCCGACAGGUGUGGAAAUUAAAUAUGCCAAAACUUCUAUACAUGGCCAAUACUGGACUAGAUAAAUGGAGUUUAAUUGGAAUCUUAGUGGCCGUGCCAGUAUUUGUCUUGAUCUUAAUAUGUGUUCUAUUGUGGUUGCACCACACUGGAAAGUUGGUGAGAAAGACGAAGAAAAAGCCAGCCCCUGUUGUAAAGGAUUAUAGCAUUGACACAGAGCAGAUAGACUGUGGGCUUGACCUCAGUCAGUAUUCUGUGUCCUAUAACCAGACCAAGGAAUGUAUAAAGCCAGUUAAGAUAGACAGGACUGCUGGGAAAGUGGGGAAAAUUCGAAUAGAAGAUGAUGGCAGUUACUUUAAUGUGUCAGAGGGAGGAAAGGAAACAAAGCUACAGAAAGCACAGAUCACAUUGAACGAUUGUCUGGCAUGUAGUGGGUGUAUAACGUCCGCAGAAAGUGUACUUAUAACUCAACAAAGUCAAGAUGAGCUGUAUAGGAUACUGCAAGAAAAUAAUCAGUUACAGAAGGAUGGCAAGUCAGAUGAAGAGAAGAUAGUAGUGGUAUCAGUGUGUCCGCAGGCCCGUGCUUCUCUAGCUGCUAAAUAUAACCUCAAUAUGACAGAAACAUCACACAAACUAACAGCAUUCUUCAAAAAACUAGGUGUACAUUAUGUGCUAGACACUACGUUUGCCCGAGGUUUUAGUUUGAUAGAGAGUUGUCGAGAAUUUGUAAAUCGUUAUAAAGAAUCUGAAGUUACGCCAGCAGCAUUUCCUAUGUUAGCUUCUGCCUGUCCUGGUUGGAUAUGUUAUGCAGAGAAGACACACGGUUCCUAUAUACUGCCUUACAUUAGUAAAGUAAAGUCACCUCAACAAAUUAUGGGAUCUAUUGUGAAGGAUUAUUUUGCAAAGCAUCUGUCAAAGUCCCCAGCCCAGAUAUAUCAUGUCAGUGUGAUGCCAUGUUUUGAUAAAAAAUUAGAGGCUUCACGCCCAGAUUUCUACAGUGAUGUUUACAGUACGAGAGAUGUGGAUUGUGUUAUAACAUCAGGUGAAGUAGACUUGAUGUUGCAAAAGGAAGGUACAUCCCUAUCAGAUAUUGAAGAUUUUCCUUUAGAUACUUUAUUUGGGAGUGCCUCUAUUGUGAGUCAUAUAGGAGGUGGAUCAGGUGGUUAUCUGGAACAUAUUGCUAGAUAUGCUGCCCAGGAAAUCCUUGGAAUAACAGUGGAUAAUCUAAAAUAUAAAACGCUCCGAAAUCAAGAUUUUCAAGAAGUUACUAUAGAAACAGAAGGGAAACCACCAUUUAAAAUGGCUCUAGCCUAUGGUUUCAGAAACAUUCAAAAUAUUGUUCAAAAAAUUAAACGUGGAAAAUGUCCAUAUCAUUUUGUUGAAAUUAUGGCCUGUCCAUCAGGCUGUACAAAUGGUGGUGGCCAAAUUAGACCAGAAGGGGAGAUUACUCCCAAAGACAGACUGGUUCAAGUUACAGAACUUUAUAACUCAGUACAAACUGUAAAUCCAUGGACACAGUCUGAUGUUCAAAAACUUUAUUCUGACUGGUUAGGUGGAACGGACGGUGAAAAGUGUAAACAAAUGUUACAUACAGAAUAUCAUGAGGUGGAAAAGAUGACAAAUGCAUUGGCUAUUAAAUGGUAGGAACUUGGAAUGAGAAAUAACUUAUUAUAACAGGUGCUAAUGUGUCUUUUAGAUAAUUUUAAAUUAACAAAAAUGUUGUGAAAAACUUUAGAUUACCUAAUAGAGGCUUUAAACUAAACAGAGAACAAACACUGUGAAUCAUUCCUGCCGACAAUCUCUUGUUUAAUGGUAGGAUAAUGUAUCCUUGUGUAUUCUUGUGAAGUGUGUGAUAUUGUCAUAUUGAUGUAAAUUAUUUAGUAUAAUAAGUGCUGUGAUCAUGAAUAGCGAAAGUAAAGAAAUAUCAAAAAGAA